CUGAGCAGUUCUCUAACUGGACCUACUGCAGAGGGUAGUUGGCUUGGAUUCUACGGAAAAGAUAGACCUCAUUCACCGGUUGCGUUUGUUCGCGGACAAAGGCCGCGAAUGCCCGUCUUACAGGAUGAAGAUUCGUCCCAGGCUACGUUCAAAACACUGAAAAGUGUGUGCGUCCCUCUCAUGGGCAAUUCGCAGCUUUCACCGACGUCUAUACCAAUGGUAUCGAAGCUACUGGCGGAGCUGGUCGUCAUCUUGCGCCAGGUCGAGGCUGCGGGUGCUGCUCUGCGGCCGUCCAUCAUAUCAUAUAUUUUCUUUCCUCUGUCGACAAUCAUGCGCAGGAACACACUGUCGUCGAUCCCCGAUCAAAUUAUGGAGAGGAUCUUCAUCGUGCUCAACGGUCUAUGCGAGAGCUGGUGGUGGGACUUCGAUGAAACAACAUGGGAGCAAAUAUUCAUGCUGUGCGGCGCCGUUCUUGGAGGCAUAGACAGCAAGGGAAAGAGCAGAGUCAGAGACGACGAAACGAAAGAGGCUGCCACCCGUUGCUUGUACACCUUGCUGCGCGAGCGGUUUCCGGACGAAGAUCCUCUUGGCGUUGUCGUACCUCCACGCUGCGAAAGGAUUUCCAGGAAAUUGCAGUUUCACGCGAGGACCAAGACGUUCAUUCCGAUCCUGGGUCAGACCGUCGAUUCACUUCUGUUGACGGCUGAAUCAUCGCACCUCCCGCUACAGAAAAUCUCCCUUAAAGUUCUUCGCAUACUCACAGAAGCUUAUCUCCCCGAGGACUUCAUACCUUCCGUCCUUCCUGGGAUCAUCAGUGCUUCGAGUAAAAUCGCACUCGGCGUUGGCACGCACAAGGGAUGGACCAACGGCGAUAUCGUCUCGACGGCACUUGAUGUCAUGCAGGCUGUCAUUGUCAAGUCCGUUGGUGACGAAGUUUGCAAACGACAUGGAGCCGUACGGAGCCUUGACAGUUUGGAAGACUUGCUCGCAGACGCAGAUACUUUGGAUCAGCAAGCUCUCCUCCAUUCUGCGCCUUCUCCAUACUCGACAGCCCGCACCGCGAGCUGGCUACGCGGAACAGCCUCGCAGUUGCAUAUUGCGAUGAACGCACUCACGCCCCUGUCACAAGGCCUCCUGCUCUCUUUCCUGCUCUCGCUAUUCGGGUCCCCAUACAACGACGUAGCCAAUAGAGCGAGCAAUGCUCUGACACGCCUUUUGUCCCCUACAUCCAGUGCCCGGCACUCCCUCCUCCAAACGCUCUUGCACAUAUCCAGAGAUAGCCUAGCAUCUCUACCCCGGUUUAUCGCGACUCAAUCAGAUUCCAAGGUGGAGCAUCUAGCUAGCCUCAUCGAGAGCGUUUGCAAACUUGCAAUGACCAUCAGCUCCGAACGCCGCCGCAUCAGUGUCAUCAGCACUGGUGUUGGUAAACUUCUCGGGCCCACUGGCGGGAUCGAGAAAUGGGGGUGGAGCUUGCUCUCGGUAUUGGAUUUUGGUGAUGCACCCAUCACAGUGACUAGAGCGAACGCAGCUCAGCGGGUGCUGGAGAGUAGCGAAGCUGCGGGCUCAUUUCCGUUCCCACCCUUGGUACUCAACAACGUGACAUCUCCCGCCGCGCAGUCUGCACUGGAGCGAAUGUUCCGCGCAAUGGGUGCUGUGGCUGGGGAUGACGGCCUGUUCGCCGUAGAAUGGUUUUUGGGGAUGGGCCAGAAUGGGCGAGGAUCAUCAGCGGUCUCCGCAUUGUGGUGUGCGGGUGGGGUCACCUUAGACCUCUCAGCAUCGCUCGAUCGCUCCCCUGUGACCAAGCGUAGCAAGCGGGUCGAGAAACUGGCUCGAGGGAUUGCAAAAAGAGUCGCGGAUUCGUGGACGGAUAUUGACGACGAAGAUGUCCUUCAGCAACAGGGCAGCAAGUCGCCCACCGCCGAGGAUGAUUCUUUGCUCGUAGAGCACAUCAAGGGUUUACUGACGAUUCGCAGAUCAACUCUAUUGCAUAAAGCGCUGUCGCUCCAGCUGCUCUCUAUCACGGCCGGAAUACUGGAAGCCCACUUCUCUCCUUUGCUGCUCCACACGCUUUAUCCCAUCUUACACUCAGUCGUCUCGGAGUCGCCUCUCGUCUCCACGACCGGCACGGCGACACUGCACUUCGUCGCGACAAUGACGUCGUAUGCUUCCUCCGCCAACAUGUUGCUCUCCAACUUCGACUAUGCUCUCGACUCGGUUUCGCGUCGACUGAGCCGUCGAUGGCUAGACGUCGAUGCCACCAAAGUCCUUGCUGCACUAGUUCGCUUGGUCGGGCGCGAUGCCGUCCAGAAGGCCGGCGACGUGGUGGAGGAAUGCUUCGAUCGCCUUGACGAGUAUCAUGGAUACGAGAUGAUUGUGGACGGGCUGAUCGAAGUCUUGUCGGAGGUUGUGAAAGUUGUGGAGGAAGAAGACUCCAGCGGAUCUCAUAGAGGCCGGCAACGCGACCCCGUUGAAGAAGACCGUGACAAUUCAGGCGACGAUUCCUACCCUCGCGAAGCAUGGGGUAAAGCCGCCGACGCCGAAGAGCAGAUGGAACCGACAGAACCUGUGCCAGAUCCCACUGCGGAACCUCCACCAACGCCUUCGCAGGCACUCACAAAACAAAUUGUCUCGCGUUCUCUGUAUUUCCUCACUCACGGAGCGCCUACAAUUCGGGCAAGGAUAUUGCUCGUGUUGAGCUCCGCUGUUCCGGUGCUACCUGCGUCUGCACUGCUUCCGUCCGUCCAUCACGCUUGGCCAUUCAUUUUGAACCGCCUUAACGAUCAGGAACCCUUCGUCGUCAGCGCUGCUGCAGCUCUGAUUGAGUCUCUGUCCACACACGUCGGAGAUUUCAUGCAUCGCAGGAUCUGGGACGACAUAUGGCCCCGCUUUCAGAAAAUGCUCGAGAAGCUCCGGGCUGCAGACGCGGACAGCGCUUUGGCGAGGCGCGGACCGGCAGCGGUGGGCACGGAGUCGGCGUAUACAGUCUCGCAUCGGCUAUACCGGUCGAUGCUAAAGACGAUGACCGCAGCCGUGGUGGGCGUCCGGGGCCAAGACUCUGCGCUCUGGGAUGUGACCGUCUUGUUCCGAAGGUUUUUGCAUGGCCACGCACACGAAGAGCUGCAAGCAUGUGCAAGGGAUCUCUACGCCGCCAUCACGGUCAACAACGAAGACGCUGUAUGGCUGGCUCUGUCGGCGACUCAGAGCAGACUAGAUCCUUCCAUGGAUUUUUUGUCGCAGCCGAAGUGGAGUAUCAAUGAAAAUGUUUGA
Messenger RNA from Fomitopsis serialis, 3267 nucleotides. RefSeq names its product armadillo-type protein. Gene Ontology annotation, cellular component: cytoplasm. The transcript has 8 exons. The annotation marks the transcript as partial. Lineage: Eukaryota; Fungi; Basidiomycota; Agaricomycetes; Polyporales; Fomitopsidaceae. The record is from RefSeq and is a predicted model, not a curated record. Gene Ontology annotation, biological process: chromatin remodeling.